Molecule: messenger RNA, 1606 nt
Organism: Pseudonaja textilis
Lineage: Eukaryota; Metazoa; Chordata; Lepidosauria; Squamata; Elapidae
Source: RefSeq, a predicted model, not a curated record
ACAGGCAUUCCUGUAACUAUGUUAUAUACUCCCUAAACUAAAUCAAAUCUAUCAUAGUCAUAUUCUGAACUGGCAUCUGUUUUUGUAACCUGUAAAAUUAGGCAGACAGAAAAAUAUAAUUUAUUUGAUUCUAAGUAGAAGCCAUUAGUGUAAAUUUAGUGUAAAUUUCUUUGUAAAUUGUUAGGCAAUACAAACUCAAAAAACGGUAACUUUGGUGUCCUUUCUGGGUGAACUUGUUACCAUACACUAAGAUUUGAAGGAGUUACAACCAUCUUCAUUUUUUUAGUAGGCUCACAUGCUGGAUUUGAUUUGAUUUCAUUGAACUUAACAUAUGUAGUUGCAUAGUCACAAUUGAUCCUAAAAAGAUUGAUUACAAAAUGCAUGUGUUGUAAUGAAUAAUACUUUCUAUACCUAGAGGAAAAUAUACAGCAUUACAUUCAUUAUUCCAAAUAUAUUAGCUUUUUCCUUGACCUGUGAUUUGUAUGCAGUUCUAGCACAUUGUAGAACAGAGUUAAUAGAAGUAUUUUACAAACUCCUUAAAAGACCAAGAAAACAGGAAAAAGUUAUAUCUAAUUUAAAUAUCAUUAAAAUUAUUUUAAUGCUAUCUUAUUUUGCAAUACAAACUUUUGUUUUAGGUUCUUGAUCCUCGAUAUGGUAUGUAUGUUUGGCCUUGCGCUGUGGUUUUGGCCCAGUAUAUCUGGUUUCAUAGAAGACUUCUCUUUGGCAAAAGAAUACUAGAGAUUGGAGCAGGUGUGAGCCUACCUGGAAUAGUGGCAGCAAAAUGUGGAGCAGAAGUAAUAUUAUCAGAUAAUGCAGAUUUCUCAGAGUGUUUGGACAACUGCCGAAGAAGCUGCCAGAUGAAUAAUCUCUCUGGGAUAUGUGUUAUAGGACUUACCUGGGGUCAUGUAUCACCCUGUUUGUUGAGUUUAGCCCCAGUUGACUUUAUUUUGGGAGCGGAUGUACUUUUUGAACCAGAAGACUUUGAAGAUGUUGUAAGUACAGUGCACUAUUUAAUGGAAAAGAAUACUAAUGCUCAAUUUUGGACUACUUACCAAGUCAGAAGUGCCAACUGGUCUAUUGAAGGAUUACUAUAUAAAUGGGAGAUGGAAAGCACACACGUGCCAUUGCAGUCAUUUGAAGCCACCAAGGAACAACUUGCAGGAUCUUCUCUUCCAGGGAUGCACACUAUUCAAAUGAUGGUUAUCAGUAGAAAAAAAAAUAAAGGACUGAAAACUUAAGAAACAUUCCUAAUGGAUUUUAAUGAAAAUGCAUCAAUUGCUUAUCUGAGUUCCAUAUCACCUGACCACCAUUGCAUACAAAUCAGUUUAUUCUCAGCAUUUUUAAAAAGUAAUUUUAUUCAUUGUUCAUGCCGACACUAAUUCUGCUGCAUGUUUCCUUUGAAUUAAGAAUAUAUACACAUUUCACAGGAAUACCAAAAAUGUGACUUGAGCCUACAAUGUUUUAAAAACAAUCUUUGUUAUAUAGGAGUUAAGUCCCAUUAACUAGGACUUAUAGGAAUGAAUUUGCUGGAUGAGUUUUCCUUAAAUUGCAAACUAAUAUGAUCUGUCCUAGUCUAACAGACAAAACUGACUCAAACCAUCAGUUU